AUGAUAUUAAAAGGGAUAAAUAAUGCAAUCAAUGAAUUAGAUAAAUCGAAUGUAGCAUUUAUUAGUGAACUAAUUUUAGCUGAAAUGGAAUUUUUUUCACCAUGUGUACCGCCAACUGAUCAUUAUAAAUUAGAGUUUAAUCAUCGUGAUUUAAUAACCAUACGUGGUCGUGUCUACGAUAGAAUGAAAUAUUUUAGUUAUAAACAAAAAGUGGGAGUGGAAUGUGUAUUACCGGAACCGUCGGACAUACAAGAAGAUGAUAUUGAAAGUUUUCAUCCAAUAAAACCGACUGUUGGAAAGAUUUAUUUAGCUUGUGUUUAUAAUGAUGUAUCUCAUGUUGAUAAACUUAUUGAAUUAGAAAAAAGUGAAAUUGAUCAAGUAGUUAAAAAAGCGAAUGAAAAACGACGAUCAUCGUUAUGCUAA
Didymodactylos carnosus is the source of this 423-nucleotide messenger RNA. Lineage: Eukaryota; Metazoa; Rotifera; Eurotatoria; Philodinida; Philodinidae. The record is from the annotation of a GenBank genome assembly.